CGACCUGCUGAAGCAACAUCAGCACUCAGCACUCGGAACUAAGCAUCCACAGACUGCGACACAUCAUGGUUCAAACUGAACAGAUCACUUUCUACUCUCACAUCUACUCUCCUUAUGGCCAAAGGGUCCACAUUGCCCUUGAGGAGGCAAACGCCGCAUACACCUUCCACUCUAUCGACUUGAUGAACAAGCCUGCGUUUUACACUAAGGAGGUCAACCCGGUUGGCAAGAUCCCUGCCAUCACCUAUGGUGGCCCCAAAGUCGAUCCAGAGCAGCCCUCUCCUGAGUCCACCAAGCUCAGGGAGUCUGGUGUCAUCUUGGAGUUCCUCGCCGACCUCUUCCCAGAUUCCGGUCUGCUGCCCAAGGACCCUGUCCUCCGUGCUAAAGCUCGCCUCUUUAUCACCGUCGUCGACGGCCAGCCCUUUGAAGGCUUCAAAGGAUAUUUCUUCAUGCGCGAGCCCGCCACCAAGCUCAUUGACGGUCUAGACGCACUCCAGAAGCAGCUCCCGGCCACUGGCUUUGCUGUCGGAGAGAAGUGGACCAUCGCCGAUAUAGCUAUCGCGCCUUUCCUGGCCCGCAUAUUUUUGUUGCUCGAGAACGAUUUGGGUGUUUAUCCUGCCGGCGAUGGCAAGAAGACUCUCGAGAUCCUGCGCGGCGAGAAGUUCGCUCGCCUCAACAAAUAUUAUGAAGACGUCAAGGCCCAGUCAAGCUUCAAGGCCACUUGGGAUGAGGAUACCCAAACUACCAUUUGGAAGAGCAACCCCAUGUUCAAGCGCGAGUGAAAUGUUUUCCGUCGUGAGAAAGGAUGUGGCAUCAUCCCGUGGUUGUCAUGUAAAGUACAGAUAGGCUGGGAGACCAAAGAGUGAGGUUCGUGUGAAAUGCGG
Molecule: messenger RNA, 884 nt
Organism: Phanerochaete carnosa HHB-10118-sp
Lineage: Eukaryota; Fungi; Basidiomycota; Agaricomycetes; Polyporales; Phanerochaetaceae
Exons: 4
Coding region: 66-782 (238 amino acids)
Cellular component (GO): cytoplasm
Source: RefSeq, a predicted model, not a curated record